Gilbertella persicaria is the source of this 2681-nucleotide messenger RNA. RefSeq names its product endo-b-N-acetylglucosaminidase. The transcript has 5 exons. Bases 90 to 2342 code for a protein of 750 amino acids. Gene Ontology annotation, biological process: protein deglycosylation. Lineage: Eukaryota; Fungi; Mucoromycota; Mucoromycetes; Mucorales; Choanephoraceae. Gene Ontology annotation, molecular function: mannosyl-glycoprotein endo-beta-N-acetylglucosaminidase activity. The record is from RefSeq and is a predicted model, not a curated record. Gene Ontology annotation, cellular component: cytoplasm.
UUUUCUUCGGGUAACUUCUUUUCUUUAAAAGGCAAUGAACGACAUUCUGCAUUGAUUUUUAUCAAAGCAACAAACUGCAUUCGUUACGAAUGUGUAACCAUUCUUUUCUCCCUUUCUUUUUCUAUUUUGUUCUAAUAAGAAUGCCUUCGCGCAAACUACAACCAGACGCUUUGGAGCCUUUAUCCUAUGGCCUUGAGUCUAUGAAAGAGUUAUAUGACUGGAAGCCCUCAGAUAAUGAUCGUUUUCACGUUGCAUCUGUACCAAUACAGACUCGUAACUUGGCAAUGGAUACUAGACCGCGUCUUUUACUGACGCAUGAUAUGGCAGGUGGAUAUAAAAAAGACGCACAAGUCCAAGGCAGCCACUAUAAAGAAAUUUAUUAUAUCCAAGACUGGCAUUUAGUUGACAUCUUUAAUUACUUUUCUCAUAAACGUGUAUCCAUUCCACCUGUCAAUUGGAUCAAUGCUUGUCAUCGAAACGGUGUAAAAUGUCUAGGUACAUUUCUAGUAGAAGGAGAUAAUCAAAUGCAUGAAAUGGAGGCUUUACUUCAUGGUCCUCCUUUAGUCCCUCCUCCUAGCGAUGAUCCAAUGAGACUCUGGCAUCCUUUUUACGCAGAUAAACUAGUGGCUAUUGCUAAAUACUUUGGGUUUGAUGGUUGGUUGAUUAAUAUCGAGUCCGAGUUUUUUUCUUUCCCAACAAAUCCUAGAUUUAAGGCACAAGAAUUAGCCAAGUUUAUUGGUUAUUUGACCGAAACAAUACAUCAACAGAUACCUGGAUCUCAAAUCAUUUGGUAUGACAGUAUGAUAUAUACAGGUGACAUUUACUAUCAAAACCAAUUGACACAUCGCAAUAUGCUUUUCUUUAAGGAAGCGGAUGGUAUAUUUAUCAACUAUUGGUGGAGGAAAGAGUACCCCGAGAUGACUCGACGUAUGGCAGAGAGAUGCGGUAAAUCAGGUUUUGAUGUUUACUUUGGUACAGAUGUAUGGGGAAGAGGCACAUUUGGUGGCGGUGGAUUUAAUUCACAUAAGGCUAUCAAGACAGCUACUUAUGCUAAUACUUCUUCUGCUUUGUUUGGUAUGGCUUGGACUUAUGAGUAUUUCAAUAAAGCGGAUUUUGAGAAAAUGGAUCGAUUGUUUUGGCAUGGAGGCAAAGAUACUGAAUAUCCCUCACAAACAUGUAGCACAAGCUCAGAGAGUGAAGAAAGCGAAGAGAAAUCAUUGCAGACAAGGCACAAAGGUAUCGCUGAUGUAAUACCAUUCAUCUUACCUGUGCCUGAUAAAGAUGCAUUUGUUACUUGGUUUGACCGAGGAUUUGGUACUCGAUUCUAUCAUAAAGGGAAAUUGCUCUUGUCCGAACCUUGGUCUCAUUUAUCACACCAAGCUAUUCUUCCUAACCUCGACUAUCAACAUCCUAAUUGUCUUCCAAUCGAUGAAAAUGUUCAGUUUUCCUGUUCGCUCGAAUGCGAAUACGAUGCAUUUCAUGGUGAUACAUCACUUGUAGUCAAAGGUCAACGUUUAACAUAUCGAGAGUCAAGAGAUACAGAAGUAGAAGUCUUGAUUCCGCUCUAUCAACUCAACGUAAAUGUCAGUCAGGGAGCUCUCUUGCGCUAUGUGUAUCAAACACCAUUGAAGGAGGAUGUCAAGAUAAUCAUGUCAUGUCAUUUCUCUUUACAAACGCAUCGUUCACAUACAGAUACCUUUUUUCAGUCAUGGCUAUCCAAAGAGUAUUCGUUUGAUCUUGAAGAUGAGUUUCGUGUUACAGUUACCAUUGGCUCAGAGAACACAACACCAAGUCGUUGCUAUCUGUUUUCUGUGACGAAUGAAGAUGGUGCAGGUAAAUGGAUCACAAAAUCAAUUCAAAUACCUCCUGUAGAUGAAGAUAGUAAACUUUUUAUGACUCGAAUUGAAAUGACAGUUGUCACAAAUACAGCAAGUUUGGCUGGUGUCAAGCCUCAUGUCAUUGUUGGUCUAGGAUAUCUAAGCGUUAUACCAACCACUUUACACCAAGAAGGAUUCAUCAAAGAUCUAGCAUGGAAAGAUACAAAAGUCGAGAUCACGGAUGAAAACCUAGAGGGAGAGCCACUUGUUCGCUUUUUUGGUACAUUACAGUGGAUGACUGCAUUUGAGACAGAUAAUAGUUGGCAACAAGUAGAUUAUUAUCUUAUUUAUUAUGAGGCACAUGAUGGCAUACGUUUGUUUUUGGGUACUGCAUUCACUAAUCAAUACCGUAUCUCAGGCUUAGACUGUAUGAAUCCAUCGCAUAAACAUCUUAUCGUUGUAGAAGCUGCUAAUAGAGAAGGUUGCAUUGUUUCAGAAGCUUGCUUGGACAUUUCUCUUCAAUAAAAAAGACUUUGUGCUUGUUCGAGUUCCAAAAGACUCUUUAUUGAUAGAAUAUAUUGAAUAAAAAUUAUUGAGAAAGUCUCUAUUGCGAUUUUUUAUGGGUGUCUUUCUUUGCUUUUGACUUGAAGCAUCGAUAGUUCUUGCAUUCAUACCCAGCUUUGCACUCAUAGUAAGUAGCAAUACCCUGUGCUUGUCCAGUUUGUCCACAAGUGCCAUUCUCACCAGAUUGAAUUACUUUCUCAGCCUGAAUAGAUAACAAGAAGAGAGAGGACAAUAAAAUAAAGAAAGUGUACUUCAUACCGAUCAAUAAGAAAUGCAUUUGUUAAGGCACUCUUUAUAUAG